Messenger RNA from Rhagoletis zephyria (snowberry fruit fly), 1483 nucleotides. RefSeq names its product muscle-specific homeobox protein tinman. The record is from RefSeq and is a predicted model, not a curated record. Lineage: Eukaryota; Metazoa; Arthropoda; Insecta; Diptera; Tephritidae.
CGGAACCAGUCGAGCGAGCGGCUAGUCCGCAUCAAAUUUAGUUCGCGUUUACAUUAAUUAGUAGGUACUGCCUGCUGCUACGGUAAAUAAAUAAAACAAUUUGCAAUAAUUCCGUACUGUUGAGUACUGUACUAAUAAUAUAAUACACGUGCAAAUGUACAAUAACAAAUGCAUGUGCGAGAUAAUUUUUGUGAAGAGUGAUUGAUGAUUGACUCUUGAGUGACAGGUGUACAUACAUACAAUUGAGAACAAUUGAAAAUAAGAAAUGUUUAAUGCAAACAAAUACACGUGUGUGCGAAACUGUUAAGUGGACAGUUAAAAGUGACAACCGAUGAGAAGUGCUGUGCGCCACAUAACAACAACAUGUUACAGCACCAGCAACAAUCGCAGGUGUCACAAGGAUACUACGAUUACAAUCAGUCAAGCCCAACAAACUUUACAAAUUCGGAUUCUCUAAAUACAACACCAUUUUCAGUUAAGGAUAUUCUCAAUUUAGUGAAUCAGAAUGAGAAUUAUGAAGUUUUCGGCAACUUAGAGAGCAUUCCGACUCCCUCAUCUUGCGUCAACGAUUACGAAACACAAAGUUACCAGGACACACUGACUUCGCCACCAGCUAUGCCGCAGCUUCAAGUGCCAUCAAUGACAGCGGCGGCCGCGGCGACGAUGGCGGCCGUCGGUGCGUCCACUUCCGGCUACCAAUACCCCCAUCAUCAUCAUCAUCAUCAUCAUUCUCAUGUGGCUUUUGGCGAUUAUGCCACUGCUUCUCCUCACGCACAUGCAGUCGCCGCAGCUUAUCCAUCGCACCUGCACGCACAUCCCCACACCCAUCCGCAUUCGCAUAAUCACCCGCCGCCGCCGCCGCCGCCGUCCCAUCCACAUACGCAUGCGCACUCGGCACAUGUUGUACCUCCUUACCAGCAUUACGGCGCAGUACAAUGGUAUAUGCCGUCGCCUGCAGUGACCAAUGGCAAUGCCAUGUGUGGCAGUAGUGUCUCGCCAAAUGCGUCCGCUUAUGGCGGGACCACCACCACUCAUGCCACAGCGUAUAACUACAAUUACCAACUUUCGAGUGAUGGCUACAUGAAUGGCGUAAAUAAUGUCGGCUGUAUCGAGAUCGCCAGCAGUAAAAGCGAUUACACUUCCACGCCAUACGUGACGCCAUCGCCCACCUUAGACCUGAACAGCUCCACAGAGGUGGGCGAUCCACACAUGGCAUCAGCUUUGUCCGCCAAAUUAACGACUGUAUCACCGAAGGGUAGCGGUAGCAGUAAAGCGGGUACUGCGUCGCAGCAAUCUUUCCAAAAUAUACUGGAGUCUGCCAACAAUAAUGUGACCAUGCAGCAAAUAUCGCAUGGUAGUGGGAGCGGCGGCUUAAAUGGAAAAUUGAGCGGACCAAAGGAUGUUUCGGACAAUAUUCACCGAUCAAGCGAAAAUGCGGCGGCGAAUGCAGGUGCCAGUGGCGAAUGUGGCAUUUCUAAGCGCA